This is a messenger RNA of Eleginops maclovinus (Patagonian blennie), 1854 nucleotides long. RefSeq names its product complement C5a receptor 1 (gene c5ar1). Gene Ontology annotation, cellular component: plasma membrane. Gene Ontology annotation, molecular function: complement receptor activity; G protein-coupled receptor activity. Gene Ontology annotation, biological process: phospholipase C-activating G protein-coupled receptor signaling pathway; positive regulation of cytosolic calcium ion concentration; complement receptor mediated signaling pathway. The record is from RefSeq and is a predicted model, not a curated record. Bases 59 to 1102 code for a protein of 347 amino acids. The transcript has 2 exons. Lineage: Eukaryota; Metazoa; Chordata; Actinopteri; Perciformes; Eleginopidae.
UAUUAGCUUCCUGAGUGCAGUGUGUGUGCAGCGGGCCAAGAACACGAUCUACCCAGCCAUGGAUUCCAUGGAUUAUGAAUAUGGCAGUAACUAUUCAAUUGAUGUCAACUACUCCCUGCCUGAGUUCCCUGACACUAUGACGCCUGAGAUGCAACCGAUCCAGAUCGCGGCUCUGGUCUUCUACAGCCUGGUGGUCCUGCUGGGUGUCCCUGGGAACGCUGUGGUGGUGUGGGUGACGGGCUUCUGCAUGCCCCGCUCCGUCACCUCCCUCUGGUUCCUCAACCUGGCGCUGGCGGACCUCCUGUGCUGCCUCUCGCUGCCCCUGCUCAUGGUGCCUCUGGCCCACGACGACCACUGGCACUUCGGAUCCCUGGCCUGCACGUUGGUGAAAGGCGUGUUUUACCUGGUGAUGCACUGCAGCGUCCUGCAGCUGGUUCUGAUCAGCGUGGACCGCUGGAUGCUGGUCAACAGACCUGUGUGGUGUCAGAACAAAAGGCGGCCCAAGCAGGCUGCUUUGGGCUGUGUGGCUGUUUGGGUCCUGGCCCUGAUCGGCAGCAUCCCCCAGUUUGUCUACACCAAGCAGAUCGAGGCGGGUGAGGAGAAGCGAGAGUGUGUCACGGUGUAUUCUCACCUCAGCUCCAGGCUCGUCAGCUCCUACCGCUUCCUGGCUGGAUUCCUGCUCCCUUUCCUAGUGAUCGUGGCCUGUCACCUGGUGGUUUACAGCCGGGCGGAGAGCGGGUUGUCUCGGGGUCGGACCCGGUCCAGGCGGACGCUGAGGGUCAUCGUGGUGGUGGUGCUGAGCUUCUUCCUGUGCUGGCUACCGCUGCACAUCCUGGAUUUCAUCGUGCUGAUGACCCCGCGUAACUCCCCUCACAGUCCCAACCUGUACCUGGCGCAGGUGUUAGUGCUGUGCCUGGCCUACUUCAACAGCUGCCUCAACCCGCUGCUCUACGUGUGCCUGGGCCGGGGGUUCAAAGACAGCAUGAACCGCUCGCUGCGCAACAUGCUGCACUUCGUCAGCGAGGACCCGGCGACCAGGAUGAGCAUCACCAACAACGACACCAAGAGCUCCUCCAAUGGGAAGGACACAACUAGGAUCUGAGGUUGUUUUCCCUUUGAUAUGUGGAUUUCUACUCUGACAAAGGUGUUUUAUACCCAUGACCAAGAGUAGGGGAGACUGGGGACGGUAGGAACCCUUUGUGCAUUUUUCUCAUUUUCUCAGAAUUGUUUUUGUCUAGAUUAAGAUCUGUCUUCUCGUUAGCCAUACAUUUUAAAGAUGAUUUCAUUACACAUUCACAUUAUUUUACAAUAAAUAGUUAACAGUAUUUAUUUGAAUGGAAGAAGUCAGAUGUGGACACUGACUGCUAAAUUCCCAAUCUUUACCUGGCCCAGGUGUCAGCACUUCCUCUCCAGUAAUUCCCAAGGUAUUGUCGUAUACCAAACAAGGACUUUUAUUUUGAAAGGACUUCUCAUUCCAUAAAUAAUUUGACCAUUUAGAAAAGUAUAAUUGCAACUACAAAAAAGAAAUUACAUUUCCAUAUUGAACUCUUUAUUUUCUCGUCUUGAUGAGAAUAUGAUUCUUUAAAAUGCUCCUGCUUUACAUUCAUGUUAUAGUGUUAUUUAUGCCGCUGCCUGAAACACACGGGUCAUCUCAGCGUGAGGAGCAGAAUUUAAAGAUGUGGAAACACCAACCCUGCAGUUUCUCUCAGCCAAUUUUGGAGAAGGAGUUUUGCUGAUGUCUAUACAUAUGUUGUAGUGCCUGCAUCACAAUUUGUAAUGAAGGAACUAUUUUUGCAAUCUGCAGUUUUUCCUGUUGAUGUUAUGCAAUAAAAACAGUUUGGUUUUUCGCUCCAA